AUGUCCUCUUCCAUGCCAGGCGUGUCUCUGGGCGGAGAUGCCAAGCACAUUCGAAUCGCUCAGAUCGCCUUUGGGACGAUGCAUUUCACGUGGAAAGCCGCUCCAGAGACGUCGGGUGAUAUUCUACAGGUGAUCAAAGCGGCGGUAGAAGCUGCAUCUCCCCACAAGCUCUUGCUCAACGGUGGAGCCUUUUACGGUCCACCCAACGACGCUUGGGCCAAUCUUCGUCUCAUCAAGAACUUUUUCGCAAAGUAUCCGCAGCUGAGAGAAAAGGUGGUGCUGAGCAUCAAGGGCGGUUGGGUCAUGGAGGAGUACGAAGCAAAAGGUUUUGCGGGUAUCAGAACGGAUGCGAAGGAGGAUAAUGUUCGAAGAGACCUGAUCAAGAUCAAGCAAGAGCUGGGAGGCGAUGUGCCUGACAUUUACGAGUUGUCUAGGGUGGAUGAGCACGUGUCGAUCGAGGAUCAGAUGAAGAACUUGUCCAAGCUCAAGGCAGAAGGCCUGUUCAAGUACAUUGGCGUAUCCGAAAUGGGCGCCGAUUCUCUUCGACGAGCGGCCAAGGUCGCGCCGGUCGUGUCGAUCGAGGAUGAGUACAGCUUGUGGGAGACGGCAGUGGAGGAUAAUGGCGUGCUGAAAGCUGUGGAAGAGCUAGAAAUUCCCUUGAUAGCUUAUAGUCCCACUGGAAAGGGAAUGCUCAGCGGUCAGCUCAAGAGUCGAGCGGAUCUUCCAGAGGGCGAUAUCAGACUCCAUCAAGAUCGCUUCAACGAAGAGGUGAGCUUCAAAGUGCCUGAUCAGAGCGGACAAACUUUCCACCCCCCCUUUUACGCUCCUUGCUCACCUGUUUCCUCUCGCGCAUCUCGCCACUUUUGUAGAACUUUGCGGGCAACGUGAAGCUGGGAGAAGCGCUAGCUGAAUACGGAUCCAAGCACAAUCCUCCAGCUACAGCAGCGCAGCAAUCCCUUUCUUGGCUGAUCGCCCAAUCGCCUCAAAAGCGUCUCAUUGUUCCUCUGCCCGCGACCAGCAAGUUGCAAAGGAUCAAGGAGAACUUUGAUAGCGCAAAGCCCGAAUUCGAAUUGGAUGCUCAGCAGAGCAAAGAGAUUCGAAAGUUGCUGUGAGUUCCUCCGUCAAAGGGGGGGCCCAACUCGACAGUCUUGCCGAGCUAUACGUCCCUCUUCUUUUGCUGACCGUGUCCCAUCCUCCGCAAUGCUCUGCAGCGCCGAUAUUGGAGUCAAGGGAGAACGCUACAAUGCUCAUAUGCGAGCAACCAACCUUUGGGGCUGA
Molecule: messenger RNA, 1278 nt
Organism: Ceraceosorus bombacis
Lineage: Eukaryota; Fungi; Basidiomycota; Exobasidiomycetes; Ceraceosorales; Ceraceosoraceae
Source: the annotation of a GenBank genome assembly